AACAGUUUCGACCGAGCGUUUGCCAGGUGAACAACAUUGAGCGGCGCUAGCGAGCGAUUUCGAAGCGAUUCCGAGGCGAUUUCGAGGCGGUACGAAAUCGAAAUCGAAACCAAACCGAAGUGCGCGUCGGGCAUUCGUAGUUGAAUAUUUUUUUUCAGUUAUUCAGUUCUUCGAGUGCGAGUGCGAGACAGAGAGAGAGAGAGAGUGUGAGAGCAAGAGUGGGUGUGGGGGUGACAAAGAAGGAGCACCAGCCUCCGUGUUAAGGAGGUGAUAUAUGCACACACAUACAUACAUAUUGCGCCAGGACGACGAGAGAAUCGAAACGAAUCGAAACGAAACGAAAGGAAACGAGAGGAAACCGAGACUCACUAGAAACACAGGACCUUUUUUGGGGGCAAUUGGCGCGAGGACAUCGUCGCGGCAAACAGAAACACGCUGGCCGUUGACCGAGUGGCAACGCAGCCCGGAAAAUCGGUUUUUGCCAAUUGGAUCGUAGAAUUCGAAAUUCUAAGAACAAGAAUAAAUCAAAAAAGAAAAAAAAUAACUAAAACCAAAAGAGAGUACUAUAUAUCGUAUCGGUGACUAUAUAAAAACUGAGAUUUUCGGCAGCUGUUGCAUGCCGUUGCGGCAGACUCAGUGACGCCGCGUUUUGCCGUCGUCGCGUCUCGUUAUAUUUUUUUUUUGUUGAUUGUUUGUUUGGUGACCCCGACGCGAAAUUGAUCCUCGCGUGUGUGUGAGUGACUGAGACAGCUAGUAUAUAUAUCUAUCAAAUAUAUCCCAUUACUAAGAAAACAGAUCAAGUAUUAACAAAACAAAAAAAACAGUGAUUGCGGGAUUGUGAGUCCCCCGGAACGAGGUAUUUCGCAUUCGAGCCAAUGGUCAGAGCGACAGGAACAAUGAUGGGCCUGCUCCUGCCUUUAAUCCUGGCACUGGCCAUCGGAUCCUCGGCAGCCGGCAUCUCGGCCAAUGAUCCCUGCUACUUCGAGGGCAAACCGCGCAAAUGUCUCCCCAGUUUUGUGAACGCCGCCUACGGGAAUCCUGUCCAGGCAUCGAGUGUUUGUGGUGCCCAACAACCAGAGCGAUAUUGUGAAUUAUUGCGCGAUGGAAAUGCCGGCGAAUGUCGUCCGUGUGAACAGCAACGAUAUGGUCCGGCGGCUCUAACCGAUCUGAAUAAUCCGAGUAAUGUCACCUGCUGGCGUUCGGGUGCGGUUAAUGUGCCGCAUGAUCCGGAUACGGCGCCACCGGAUAAUGUUACUUUAACCCUAUCGCUGGGCAAGAAAUACGAGCUGACCUAUAUAUCGCUAUCGUUUUGUCCACGCUCACCGCGUCCCGAUUCUCUGGCCAUAUUCAAGAGUUCCGACUUUGGCCAGACUUGGCAGCCCUUCCAGUUCUAUAGCUCCCAGUGCCAGAAGUUCUAUGGACGACCAGAUCGGGCUAAGAUCUCCAAGUUUAAUGAGCAGGAGGCGCGUUGCAUUAAUUCCCAACAUGAUACCGGUGGAGCAGCCCAGCGAUUUGCUUUCAAUACGCUAGAGGGUCGACCAUCGGCCAAUGAUCUCGACUCCUCGUUGGUUCUCCAGGAUUGGGUAACGGCCACGGAUAUAAGAGUGGUCUUCCAUCGUUUGGAAUUGCCGCCGCAGCUGCUGAAGGUGAAGAAUGCCAAUGCGUUUAGUGAUGAAAUGGGCGGAAGUCGGGAGGACGAUGAGGAUGAUGAUGCUGAUAUGGAAUUGGAUGGGGAUCAGGAUGAAUAUGAUUACAAUCUGCAGGAUAACGACAGUGCCGAUGCCGGUUACGAUGAGUACGAGGAGCCCAAGAAGCAUUUGGAACUGGAUGACGAUCAUCUGGCAUUGGAUUAUGCCAGUGAUGGUGAAUCCGUUGUCAAGCGGCAGGGAAAACACAAGGGCAAUGUCUAUGAGAAGCAUUAUCAGAGCAAACUGGCAGUCACCACGCCACCACAACAGUCAUCCAAGGCCACGCCACCGGGUAAGAUAACGCCCACGAGCACAGCUGCCCCCGGUGGAGGUGCCGCCUCUGUGACCUUACCGAUUUCUCAGCACUAUGCCGUCUCGGAUUUUGCCGUCGGCGGGCGAUGCAAGUGCAAUGGUCAUGCCUCAGAGUGUGUGGCCACUGUUAGUUCGGGAUCAGGUACAGGAUCGGGCAUUUCGGAAUCGGAUGAUGGACAGGAUGAGGAUACACCUUCGGCCACCUCGCUGGCCCAGCACUUUGGACGCAGCACUCAGAUAAGCGCCAAAUUGACCAUGACCUGCGCCUGCAAACAUAAUACCGCCGGACCCGAGUGCGAACGCUGCAAGCCCUUCUACUUCGACCGUCCCUGGGGCAGGGCCACCGAUAACGAUGCCAACGAAUGCAAAAUGUGCCAAUGCAAUGGACAUGCCCGUCGCUGUCGCUUCAACCUGGAGCUGUACAAACUAUCUGGCCGGGUUUCGGGAGGUGUUUGCUACAACUGCCAACACGAUACUACCGGAAGAUACUGCCAUUACUGCCGUGAGGGUUAUUAUCGAGAUGCCACUAAGCCGCCAAAUCAUCGCAAAGUCUGCAAGCGUUGCGACUGCCAUCCAGUGGGUUCGACGGGCAAGACGUGCAAUCACCUAAGUGGCCAGUGUCCCUGCAAGGAGGGCGUCACCGGACUGACCUGCAAUCGAUGUGCCCGUGGCUAUCAACAGACCCGCUCCCAUGUGGCACCCUGCAUCAAAGUGCCCACCAAUGCCAACAUGAUUCAAGCGGAGAGUGCCGGAGGCGGUGGUGGCGGAGGGGGUACAGGUGAUUAUAAGGACGGUGGAGGUUCACAGGUUGAGGAAAUGAAAAAGUACUGCGGCAAGUGCAAGGCGAGUCCCAAGAAGCUCAAUCUCAACAAGUUUUGCAUGGAAGAUUAUGCUAUCUUAGCCAAGGUUAUUGGCCACGAUCGCGCCUCCCAGGACAUAAGCACGGAAAAGUUCUCCAUAGAGCGACAGAAUGAGAUCUACAAGUACGAGAUCAAUAUCCAGACAAUCUUUAAGAGGAAUCCCAUGUCGGGCACGACCAGUUCCCUGCUGGGCAGAGGCAAUAUGAUGCUGCUAGUGCCACGCAAGAGCAUCGAGUGCCAGUGUCCCAAAAUAAAGCUAAACAAAUCAUAUCUCAUCCUUGGACGUGACUCAGAGGCGGCGCCUGGUUACUUGGCCAUUGGACCCAGUUCGGUGGUCCUUGAAUGGAAGGACGAGUGGUCGCUACGCAUGAAGCGGUUCCAGCGGCGGGCCCGCAAAUGCAGUUGAAUCGAACCGGAAACGGAAUAUGUCAGAGCGGAUUUCAAUUUCACACACUUGGCUAGGUAUCGGUUUUUGUAUAAAUUGUACAGUUUACUCAAGUUUCUGACCUUCUUCGGCAUCAUGCUAUAAAUUAAUUGAAUCGGAGCAACAGCAACAGCAACAGCAACAGCAACAAGUCCCCCUUAUCAGCAAUAUUCCCAACCGGAAGUUAAAACCCCCUCCUCCCACCCCUAUAUAAUCUCAAUUCCUUCUUCCGGGGCGGUCUCUAGUCUAUAAAAACAACAACAAUAAGAACACAAACAUCAGCAAACAUAAACAAACAUUCGGAUUUGCAAACAUCAGCAAAAAUACACACAAAACAUAAUAUAAACCCGUUUUAUGAAACACCAAAUGCUAAUUACAGUUACGUGCCAAUGGGUGGGCCUGGCCCUGGGCUGUCCAUAACGUCCAUGCUGGCCAUAAAAAAAAAAAAAAAAGAGUUAUAAAUUGAAAAUAAGUGCCAAAAAAGAGCCCAAACAUUCACAGAAAACAACCGUCGCGUGUCGCCAUUCUAGACAAGCAAACAAACUGCAAUUUUUUUGAAUGUGAAAAUGUGAAAAUGUGGAAAUGGAUGUGGUUGUGGGGUGAUGGGGAUGGGAUGGGUUGGCAUGGACAAACAGGCCACGUCGACACAUAAGUGCAGUCAUAAACCAACAACACAGGUCUUGACCAUCUGGCAAACAGUCCACACACUUGCCAAUAUUAGGGGCAUUCGUCACGAAAUAGGAAUCAAAAAUAGUGUAUUAAUAUUCAAGAUUUUUGCAAUCAAAGUGCCAAAUUAGAAAUUUUCGUAAGAAAUUUGCCAAAUUUUUCUAUCUGAAAAAGUAUUUUCUAACAAUCAGUCUGAAAAUAUCUCAACUUUUCUGUGGAUUUUCUUUGCCAUGCCUUUCAUUUUCACAUCAAUAAAAAUCUUAAAUUUUAUCUACAAAGAAACUGAUAGAAAACCUGAUAUAUUAAUAUUAAUCCACCAUGAAAAGCAAAACAAAUGGAUUCAUUUUUAUACUGGAAACCAAAUCAAAUCAAAUCUUUUAUGAUGGAAAACUCAACACGAAAAUUAGCGAUCAUUGUCUAACUCAGCCAAUGUCAUUAUUAAUUUGUUUCCAAAUUUAGUCAUCAUUGUCUAAGCUUUCAAUGUCAAUAAACUUAGUUAUUAAAAUUAAAAGGUUUUUUAGACUAACUCUUUGGAGUACCCCUCUGCUAGGCUAUUUGAUUUUCGUUUUUUAACAUACUUUCCGCAACCGAAAAUUGAUUCAAUUUUCCAAUAUUUGCCAAAAUGCUGUUUAAAUAUUUAACAUUUGUUGUUAGUACAAAAGUUUUCUUUUUUUAGUAGUUUGUUUGUAAAAAGUUUACCCUGGCUAAAGGUAUUUGAGUUUAAGCCAUUAGUUUUAGUUUUAUAAAUAUAAAAAACUUAUUUUGCAAAAAUCAAUCCUUAAAGUAAUGGAAAAGUUAGUUACAGAAAUCAAAUUAAAGCAAUAUUAAUUAAAUUUAAUAAUUCUUUAAGUCUGCUAGGGUAUUCCAAUUCAUUUUUAGCCAAAGGUUAACCUUUUAGUUUCUUUCCGAUAUUAUUUUCUGGUUUUCCUAUAUUUUUGUCGACCUGAAAAACGUUUCUCAAGAAUUUAUGCAAACAGUUUUCCGCCGAUAAUUAUGCACAUGUUUAUUGACAAUCUGCUAGUUGAUUUUUCACGCGCUUUUGCAUACCAAUUUGCUUGAUGGAUGGCUGGAUGCAUCAAUAAAACCAAAAGCAAAAACAAAAAACAAAAAACAGAAAUAAAAAUCCAAGUCAGCCAACGGCGGCAAAACAUGCAUUUAAAAUGCAUUUAUUUGAAUUUAAUUUCCAAUUUGAAUUAUGCAUGCAAAUUGUGAACCCAUCAAUUCCAAGUCCUCCUCUUUUACCCUUUAACUCUGAAUAUACAGAUAUAUAUAUAUAUAUUUCUGAAAACCAAAAAAUCGAAGGCGUUAAGAGUGAGAUUGGAGGUGUUAAGGGAUCGGGGGACCGGUUGUAACUUGUUUUUGGAGCAUGUGUAGGCCAGGCAACACUUGAAACUCAUCCCGGUCAGCCGUUCAGUACAGUAAAUACUACUCAAAAUGAAUCUCAAUAUAAAUCAUCAGACAUUUGCAUAUCAGUUUCUAAUGUGUUAUGUUCAAAAAUCAUUUUUAAAAAUAUUUAAAAUGAAAACUUAACUAAAGAAAAAUUCCUAUUAAUUAGGGGAGGUUCUUUACCUCUUCCUUUAUUGAGUGCCUACUGUACCCCUCGAUAAGCAUCACAGGCAAAAACCAACAAAGCAGCAGACAACACGAAACAAGUCAUACAAAUUGAACAGCGAAAAAUAAAACAGAGAAAUUAACGUAAAAUAAAUCUAAAAUAUUUUUUAAAAAUUAAUUUCUUAAGAAAUGAGCCACAAAUAUCAAAGUAAAAUUCAAAUUUAACUACUAUAAACAUUUAAUUACAUUAAAAACCAAUCAAAUUCCUCACAGUGUAAUGUACAAAUGAACUUCGUGGGCCGAACCAAGUGAUAUCCAUGCCCCCCCACAAAAAAGUCGAACCACUGACGAUUGCAGUUACAUUUUUUCGAUGUUGCUGCGGAUUAAACAUGUUUCGGGCUCAAAAAUGUAACAUGAUAUAUGACAGCCAAGUGUCGAACUUGAUAAAUGUUUUAAUGAAUUUAUUUUCGUGUUUAUAUGUUGGACAGUCCCAGAGCCCAGAGCUCAGAGAGUGAGUGAAUCGAGAUCUUUAGGCGGCUGGGCUGCCAGCCACGACGACACCUACUCUCUGGGUAGGUCUUUUGUCUGUCUUUCUGCCUGCCUGUCUGUCUGUCUGUCUGAUUCUGAUGUCAGUCUCCCUCUCCCACCUUACAUUUACUAUAUAUACAUAUAUAUAAAUUCACAUCCAUAUCCAUUCACAAGUUAUUCAGGUCCGACCGUGACCAUGAUGUAUGAUAAAUCAAAAUGGGGGCAACAUAUGCAGGGACCAGAGUCCAGAGUUGGACAGUUAACAUGCUGCGGCAUUUAAGCCGAGAUUUGUGUUCGCAUUCACUCUCCGCCCAGGGACGCAUAAUUAGCUCUGACUCUGACUCUGACUCUGACUCUGGCAAUGUGGAUAUGGAUCUGUAUCUGUAUCUGUAACUCUUUCCCGCUGGCCAACGUGGCGUAUGAGUCAUGAACACACGUGUGCCAACCACACGGACCAUAACAAGGAACAAAAAAAAAAAAAGCCAGAUACCACAUGGACACACUCUUCUGGGAUAUAUGUCCUGGAGCAGAAAUAAAUGCAAAAUUGUCAACUGUUAACUGUAUAAAUUUAUUCACAAUUUUAUGGGGGCAAAUUGUGCAUUUUUUCAUAUUUAAAAAGGUUCGGAGAGGCAGGUUUUAAAGGUCUUUGUGUACUAAAAUUGUAUUAAAUCGUAAAAAUCUGUCACUAGUUGUCAGGAUAAUCAAGAUAUCUAUACAAAUUUAUGAACUUAACCUUAUUUUGUGACUAAAUUUCCUACUUCUUUGUUCAUAAAAUCUAUAAAAAAUAUUUAAAAAAUCAUAAAUAAUAAUUCUAUUUGACAACUUCAAUGAUUUUUGCCCACCUUUCGAUCUUCUUAGUCUACCUCUCAGCCUACAACCCUUGCCGAACAACCCUUUUUCCAACUGAAACCUCCAAAAAUAACUUUAAAAAAACCCAAAUCGACAACAGAACAAAACAAAAAGAUAUAUAUAAAUAUAUAUAUAUAUAUAUGAAUGGAAAAAAGGGAAAUGAAAUGAGAAAUUCAAUUGUGGCCUCGUCGACUGCGGCCGGCUUCAUGCCUUCAUGCAUAUUUAAAUGAGAUUUUGCGUUAACUGAAUUUUUUCACCGGCAUUCUCCAGCUGCGAAGCGGAGGUUGCGGGCGUGGCCGUACGCCAGUAUGUGGGCGUGAGGCCCUGAGAAGAACAACAACAACAACAACAAAAACAACAAUAAAAAACACAUAUUAAUUUAUAUAAUGUACGUGUACGCACAAGCACAGAGAUAUAAAACAUUUAUAUAGAUUUAAAUAAAUUGGGUUCUUCUCAUUCUCAUUCGCAUUUUCAUUUUCAUUUUUUAUUUCUCACAUUUUUCCUCCUUUUUUUGUUUGCAAUUUUUGUGGGGGCGUGGCAAGAGGCGUGUUGUCGCAUAUGUAUUUUAAAUAGGAUGCCGGUCCCAUUAGCAUAUAAAUUGACGCAGCGACAGUUGAGUUGAGUGGAUAAAAAAAAUCAGGAUAAAAAACUGUUAACCAAGCAGAAGGGGUAAGGGUUCUGGCUCAGGCUGUCGUAACUGUUAACUAGCAUUUGGUAUUAAAAAAAAAAACAAAACAAAAAAAGGAAAUUAACACACACAAAAAACUUUAAUUGAAAUGCCCACCAAACAUCAAAGACAAAAACACGACAACAACAGCCCCAAGCUGACAAAUUGACUUCCGUUUCCGCUAAUUCAAAACACAAAACAAAACAACAAAAAAAGAGAGCAAAGAGAAAAAAGCAAAUUGAAAACUUCUUCGAAAGAAUGAACGAAAAGUACUUAAUGAGAGAUGCAAACAUAACCAAAUUAGUCAUUAGUUGAUAUGUCAAGCCGUUUAUAUAUAUAUUUAUUAUUUUACACACACCACCAACCUUUUUUUCCUAAUCUUAAUUAUAAAUUAAUACACUGAAAGAAGCGAAGAAGAAGAAGAAGAUGUAUUUAUAUGCGUAUAUAUAUAUGUUAUAUGGACAAAAUCGGAAUAGAUCCGAUAGACUUUCUAUCUCUUUUUGUAGAUCCCCCUUUUUUCGGUUUGCCUUUGCAUUUAGCAUGGCCUACUAAUCACAUAUCCUUCAACCACACACACACACACACAUAUAAACACAAUUAAAAAUAAUGUUUUUUUUUUUUUGGUCAGACUAAUAUGAAUAUCAAAAGCGUGUGUGUCCAGAACGAAUUAUUCAUAUGGUAAGCUAAAGAAAAGAUAAGAGAAAAUCAUACAUAAAAACAUAACAUAACAUAAAAAAAUAUAAUCAAAAACUUAAAAAAAAAAAAGAAAACGAGA
Drosophila eugracilis is the source of this 8320-nucleotide messenger RNA. RefSeq names its product netrin-B. The transcript has 8 exons. The coding region runs from base 876 to 3266 and encodes 796 amino acids. The record is from RefSeq and is a predicted model, not a curated record. Gene Ontology annotation, molecular function: protein binding. Lineage: Eukaryota; Metazoa; Arthropoda; Insecta; Diptera; Drosophilidae.